AUGGCCGAGCAGGCGAUUCUCAGCUACUUGGAGACCCACGAGGAAAUAGCCGAUUCUGGGAACUUCGCUGCAGAAUGUGGGAUCGACCACGCCGAGAUUGUUAACGCCAUCAAGAGUCUUCACGGUUUUCUCUACGUCGAGUCUCAGGACAUUAAAAAGGAAACCUGGGUUCUUACUGAUGAAGGAAAAAGAUAUGCUGCUGAAGGUUCACCUGAAGUUCAACUGUUCUUGGCUGUACCAGCGGAAGGCAGCAUCGCUAAAGAUGAGCUGCAGAAAAAGUUUGACCCUGCAAUUUUCAAAAUCGGCUGUUCUCAAGCUGGGAAGAACAAAUGGGUGGAAAUGGGGAGGCAGGUCUCGAGGAAGGUAGUUCAAGUGGAGGACAAGGUGAAAGAUCUACUUUUGAAGAUACAGAAGGGACAGGUCAUUGGUCAAGCUGAUAUUAACUCCCUCAAAGCAAGGAAGCUAAUUGUUUUGCAGACGUGGAAGGGAUAUUCUGUAAGAAAGGGACCUAGUUAUGCUCCCCAAAGAGAGAAGUUUGCGACUGAUUUGACCCGAGAAAACCUGCAGAGUGGCGACUGGGAGACCCUGAAAUUCAAAGCGUAUAACUUCAAUGCUAAAGGUCCACCUUCUGAAUGUGGUCAUCUUCACCCACUCAAUAAGAUGAAAGACUGUAUAAAGAGAAUCUUUCGUAUGAUGGGCUUUGAGGAAAUGGCCACAAAUAGAUAUGUUGAAAGCAGUUUCUGGAACUUUGAUGCUCUGUUCCAGCCACAGCAACAUCCUGCCCGGGAUUCACAUGAUACAUUUUUCUUGAAAACUCCUUCAACAACAAUGCAGCUCCCUGAAGAUUAUGUUGAGCGAGUGAAGCAAGUUCAUGAGUCUGGUGGUUAUGGAUCACGAGGAUAUAACUAUGAGUGGAAAAGAGAAGAAGCAAACAAGAAUCUUUUGCGUACACAUACGACAGCGAUCUCUUCGAGGAUGCUUUAUAAGCUAGCACAGGACACAAAACAGAAUGGUUUCACCCCUAAAAAGUACUUCUCCAUUGACCGUGUUUUCAGAAAUGAAGCAGUAGACCGUACACAUCUUGCAGAGUUCCACCAGAUAGAAGGUCUGAUCUGUGACAGAGGGCUCACACUGGGUCACUUGAUAGGAGUCCUGGAAGACUUCUUCAAGCGUCUAGGAAUGUCAAACUUGCGCUUCAAGCCUGCCUACAAUCCAUACACUGAGCCAAGCAUGGAAAUAUUCAGUUAUCAUGAAGGAUUUGGGAAAUGGGUGGAGAUUGGGAACUCAGGAAUGUUCAGACCGGAGAUGCUUCAGCCGAUGGGUUUCCCGGAAGAUGUCAGGGUCAUUGCAUGGGGGCUUUCUCUUGAAAGACCUACAAUGAUACUGUACGGUAUUGAUAACAUCCGAGAUCUCUUCGGGCAUAGGGUGGAUCUUGACCUCAUCAAGAAGAGUCCUUUGUGCCUCAUCGGCAUUAAAUAA
Molecule: messenger RNA, 1479 nt
Organism: Linum trigynum
Lineage: Eukaryota; Viridiplantae; Streptophyta; Magnoliopsida; Malpighiales; Linaceae
Source: the annotation of a GenBank genome assembly